AUGGCAAACUCCUCUGCAAUUGCAUCCCGACCAACAGGGACCCGAAAGAAGUUGGACUCACUUUAUGUUAUCUUUCUCUCCGCGGUUGCUUUCUUCCCAUUGAUCCUGGACUUCGUCCCGUUUUACCCAGCCGGACUGCCAUCAUGGGUCAAGAUUCCUUACGAGUUCUACAGCGUCCAAUACAAUGAUCCCCUAUUUGCCAAGCACCCGCCCUUUUUCCAACUAUAUGUUUUCGUUGAGGCAUUUUACCUUGUUCCAAUGGCCAUCUAUGGCAUUGUAGGCCUCAUUAAAGGUACAUAUUUUUUCAGGUCUGUAUCUUCAAAUCCAUGUUGA
Messenger RNA from Glarea lozoyensis ATCC 20868, 333 nucleotides. RefSeq lists its product as uncharacterized. The record is from RefSeq and is a predicted model, not a curated record. Bases 1 to 333 code for a protein of 110 amino acids. The transcript has 2 exons. NCBI's taxonomy places the organism in Eukaryota, Fungi, Ascomycota, Leotiomycetes, Helotiales, Helotiaceae.